This is a messenger RNA of Pieris rapae (cabbage white), 748 nucleotides long. RefSeq lists its product as uncharacterized. The record is from RefSeq and is a predicted model, not a curated record. Lineage: Eukaryota; Metazoa; Arthropoda; Insecta; Lepidoptera; Pieridae. The coding region runs from base 279 to 716 and encodes 145 amino acids. The transcript has 2 exons.
CUUUAAACAAUUAUGUAAUUGUGACUAACUUAAAUAUGUUGCAUUAUUUCAACGAAUAAGUACAUUAAAUGCAAUUAAUGUUUGUAAAUAGUUGAUUAAAAGCAGAUAAGACGCGUAUUAUAUACGUGUAACGAAAACCUCAUCGGUCCUUAUUUUUUACAUUACAAUUAAUUAUUUGCGUCUUUGUUAAAAAAUUCUAUAAAUUUCAAGUUGUAUCUGUAAUCUGUAUGUUCUAAAUAUUUUCAUUUUAUCUACAUUAAAUUGAACAAUCGCCAAUUAUGAUGACUAAAUCAAUAGUUUUUAUUGUGUUAGUCACGUUUGCAAACUUUGUCACCCCAAGAGCACGCCGGCAUUAUCGACAGAGGUUUCACCAAGCGCCUCGUGCCUACAUUACAACCAUGUCUGGAUUAAAACCAUUAUGUGCUGACCAAACCAUACAUUCAAGUCCAUGUGAAUCAGAUAGAACUUUCACUAUUAAGACCCAAGAAAAUCCUGACAGACGGCUAAUUUUACCCCCACCAGGCAUUCAUCUACCUUUCGGGUUAGGCUUUUCUUCUGCUGCUAUUCCCGCCGUCGCCGAGGCUUAUAACGUAAUAGACAAUAAUAUCGAAGUUUUAGAAUCCUUGAUACCGAUUUCACCAGAAUUCGCUUGUAUAAAAAUAGCAACUCCUUUUUGUAGCGAACAAGGAUAUCCCGUGAGAUCAAUUGUUUUAUAAUAAAAAUUAGGAACUUCGUUCCAAUAAAUGUA